Trachymyrmex cornetzi is the source of this 3248-nucleotide messenger RNA. Its product is annotated as nitric oxide-associated protein 1. The record is from RefSeq and is a predicted model, not a curated record. NCBI's taxonomy places the organism in Eukaryota, Metazoa, Arthropoda, Insecta, Hymenoptera, Formicidae. The coding region runs from base 367 to 2670 and encodes 767 amino acids. The transcript is spliced from 5 exons. Gene Ontology annotation, molecular function: GTP binding.
GUAGUUAACAUCUACUUCUUCAGAGGACGGUAGUGCGCGGCAGCAUUUUGCAGUUACAGGUUUUGGGCCGUCAUGUCCUCUCUCAGGUUUCUUUCUGGCUAUAUGUAGUAAACGUAGGUUAUACCGGAUAAACACGGUUGUCAAUGACAGAAUCCUGGCCAUGUGAAUCCGAGAAUCCGACCACAUUGGAACCUGGGCCAUUCAAAUACAGAAGAAGAAGAACGACAGAAUCGCUACGAAUUUUUGUGCCGCUACGGAGUCCACAGUAAAUUGCAGAGAUUUUACUCUUUUCUAUUACUCCGUGUUCAUCGAGAAAAGGUUAUCUGCUCCUUUUACAAAUUCUAACCUUUAUAAAGUAACGGAUACAUGCCACCGUGCCACCCUGGAACACAUGUUACGUUUAUGAUGUUGUCUUUAAAUAAUAUCAAAUUGAUUAAUUUUGUAAAGUAUUCUGCGUGGAAACUCUGUACAGAUAAUACGUAUUGUCAUUUAAGAACCUGUCGCUAUAAACUGAUUCAGGCUUUCUUUUAUUCGACGAAAUGCAACACGAAAGCGGAUGGAAUUCAAUCGUCUCUCGAUCCCAGAGUCGAAGCACUACGAGAGAAAUUGAUAUAUUGCGACUAUUUAGAUUAUCAUAAAGUAAAACUAAGUUACAUGAAGCGUUUGGUAUUGAAUAAGAGAGCUGAGAAUUUUGCGAGGGAAGUACGAAAGAAUGAGCUUACAAAUGUACCUGUCUACAGCAUACUUUUGGAUGAGAGAAAUGAAGAAAACGACGACAGUCACUUAGAACAAAAAUAUAUAAAUGCAGAAGAAGAUGCAACCAAACCUGUACAUAUGCCAUAUGCGAGUACAGAUUCAUACAGUAAUGUAGACACAUCUUCUGAAAUGAAUGAAAAUAAUUUUGAUGAAGAUACAAUAUCAUUGAACAGCAGGUAUAAAGCUCUAUAUGAAAAAUAUUUAAUGGAAAAGGAUGCGAAUUUGGAAAAAGAAGAAUUUAAUUUACAAGAUUAUUUAGGAGAAGGAGAUACAUAUAAGAAAGAUUUUCCAUCAAAUGUUCCAUCUAAUUGGAUGGUCGACGUUGAGCAAUACGAUGAUACUUUACAGGACAAUACCUGGCUCGGCAAUUAUGGAACUCCUGAUCCAAACUCUAGUAUUAGUUCCAUACCAUGUGGUGGAUGUGGAGCCUUGUUGCAUUGUAAGGACCCUGCUCUACCAGGUUAUUUGCCUUCGGAGUUGUUUCAAAAGAGGAGCAAUCAAGAAUUGCGAGUUAUGAUUUGUCAAAGAUGUCAUUUCAUGCAUUAUUAUAACACCACGUUAGAAGUAAAAGUAUCUGCGGAUGAAUACCCAAAACUUUUAAAAGUGAUAAGAACAAAGAAAUGCGCUGUCAUUCUGAUGGUCGAUCUUACAGAUUUUCCAUGUAGCAUAUGGCCUGAAAUAAAUAGUGUGCUGCAUCCUUUAACACCAGUUUUUGUUGUGGGAAAUAAAGUAGAUUUGCUGCCUCAAGAUUCGAAACAAUUUUUUACUCAUGUUAAAAAUUGCCUGUUGAAGGCUGUGGAAAGUACAAAAAUCAAAAAAGAAAAUAUCAGACAUGUAGAACUUAUAUCUGCGAAAACAGGCUAUGGCAUAGAAGAACUUAUAAAUAAGUUACAUAACAUCUGGAAAUAUAAAGGAGACGUUUAUGUUAUCGGAUGCACAAAUGUUGGUAAAUCCUCUCUGUUCAAUGCUCUUCUACAAUCUGAUUAUUGCAAAGUACAGGCUGUGGAUCUUAUACAACGUGCAACUAUUUCUCCUUGGCCAGGCACAACGUUGAAUUUGUUGAAAUUUCCUAUUCUAAAUCCUGUUAGAAAGCGACUUUAUUUGAGAGCAUUGCGAUUAAAAAUGGAACAGCAGCACAAGCAUGCCGAAGAAAAAUCUCGAAUCAGUCAAUUCGAAAUGACACGUAAUUUAAAGUACGCCACAUUGCAAAGUCAUAUAGGCAGAACAUUUCAAUCAACAUCCGAAAACAAUCUAUUCAUGGAAAGAAAAUUUAAGAAGAAUACGCAAUUCGGAUUUGAUGAGAAUAAGGAAGAAUACAAACUAAGCCGUUGGUGUUACGAUACUCCUGGCACCAUUCAAUCAGAUCAAAUAUUGGAUUUACUGACAAUGCAGGAACUUUUGUCGGUUUUACCGAAGAAAAUAAUCUCACCUAGAACUUUCAUUCUACGUGUAAAUCAAACGAUAUUUUUGGGUGGAAUAGGAAGAUUGGAUUACGUAGAAGGCGAUACUUUUAUUAGGUGUACAAUAUUUUCAAGUAACGAAUUACCGAUAACUCUAACUCGUACUGAGAAUGCGGAUAAUGUAUACAACGAGUUACUUAAAACGGAAGCGUUUGUCGUACCUGAAAAUAAUCCAGACCGAUUGAAACAUUGGCCGCCUUUAGUAUCUAAGGAGAUGGAAAUUACUGGUGUUGGUCAGAACGAAUCAAUCUCUGACAUUGUUUUAUCCAGUGCGGGAUGGAUCGCAAUAGCUGCUGAAGAAGCUGAACGUGUUUUAUUGAAAGCUUGGAAUCCACAAGGUCGCGGCUUAUAUCUAAGAACACCGGCACUUUUGAGGAAAUCUGUCGCUCUACGUGGCCAUCGAAUUUCAGAUACACCGACAUACAAAAGCGGACGACAAGCAUAUAGAAAAUAAAUAUUUCUUUUACACAUGUAUAUUGUACAUAUAAUCUAAAUGUAGUCUCGCUUUACACAUAAAUUCCCUAACAUUUAUAUACAUGUAUAAUUAAUUCAUUUACACAUUCAUUAUCUAUUUUUAUUUCAUAAAACUGUGAUAAAGGACAAUAACUAUAUGUUUGUAUCAAUUACAAUGUCUUUGCAAAAAUGCAUAUAUAUGAUAACAAUUGAACAAGUAUUAACACAUACACGCCACGCCAGUCCCAAAAACUUUUUAAAAUAUUUGAUAGAUUGCUUUAGAAAACCGUGCUGUGUCUUUUGUGUGAUUCGUUAAUUAUCCCGGUGUUGAGCCUAUUUCAUUUAACUUUCCAUUUACGCCACACAGUUGGCGAGAUAUUUUAGGACUGGCGUGGCGUAAAAGGAAAGUUCGGUGUCGGUCCAGCGUAACGUUUAACGUGUUAAUACUUGUACAUAACAUAUAUUUUAAUCAAUACUUUACUUAAUCGUAAUAAAAAAUCUUCUUUUAUUAAAUAAGAUUGCUUUGUUUGAUAUCACGGAUAUGCAUAUAUAUACACACAUAAAGUAAUCUACUUUAGA